Molecule: messenger RNA, 684 nt
Organism: Monosiga brevicollis MX1
Lineage: Eukaryota; Choanoflagellata; Craspedida; Salpingoecidae
Exons: 4
Coding region: 1-684 (227 amino acids)
Molecular function (GO): GTP binding; GTPase activity
Source: RefSeq, a predicted model, not a curated record
AUGCUUCAGGAGGAUAUCGAACAUCCCGUCAAGGUCCUAAUUGUGGGCAAUGGUGCCGUUGGCAAGUCGUCCAUGAUCCAGCGGUACUGCAAGGGUGUCUUCACCCAAGAAUACAAAAAGACUAUUGGUGUUGACUUUUUGGAGAAGAAGCUCCAGGUCAGUGGUGAAGAUCUGCGUCUCAUGAUCUGGGACACGGCUGGCCAGGAGGAGUUUGAUAGCAUGACAAAGGCCUAUUAUCGAGAUGCCGAAGCAUGUGUUGUCGCCUUCUCGACCAUUGAUCGCGCAUCCUUUGAAGCCGUCAAGUCUUGGAUUGGCAAGGUCGAGGCGGAGGUUGGCAGUAUUCCCAUGGUUUUAAUACAGAAUAAGAUCGAUCUGGUCGACGAUGCUGUCAUGACCAAGGAGGAGGCUGAAGAGCUCGCUAAGGAAGUCAAGCUGAAAUUUUAUCGCACCUCUGUGCAGGAGAACUACAAUAUUGACGAAGUGUUCAAGUAUCUGUCCGAGCUUUUUGUACAGCGUCUCAGUACAGCGUCUGCACCGGCCAGCGCAAGUGGCCCCGCCACCGGACCCCAGAGUCCAACCAAGGCUCCCGUGGAUUUUGCCACGGGUGGUGCCGUCCGGUUACAGCCCCAGCCCAAGCAACGCACUGGCGGCAAGAAGAAGGCCGGACCUUGCGUUUUGCUUUAG